This is a messenger RNA of Closterium sp. Naga37s-1, 1515 nucleotides long. The record is from the annotation of a GenBank genome assembly. NCBI's taxonomy places the organism in Eukaryota, Viridiplantae, Streptophyta, Zygnematophyceae, Desmidiales, Closteriaceae.
AUGGCUGCCGUCGCCCAAUCCGCUGUGUUCUCCAGCGUCUUCGUCGGCCAGACCUCCGAGUUGGCCAAGUCCGUCGGCAAUGCCGAGGCCCGUGUCACCAUGAGGCGCACUGUGAAGAGCGCCCCCGAGAGCAACUGGUACGGCCCCGACCGCCCCAAGUUCCUGGGCCCCUUCUCCUCCCAGACCCCCGCCUACCUCACCGGCGAGUUCCCCGGUGACUACGGCUGGGACACCGCUGGUCUGUCCUCGGACCCCGAGACCUUCGCCAAGAACCGCGAGCUGGAGGUCAUCCACGCUCGCUGGGCCAUGCUCGGUGCUCUGGGCUGCCUCACCCCCGAGCUCCUCGCCGGCUCCUUCGACUUCGGCGAGCCCGUGUGGUUCAAGGCUGGCUCCCAGAUCUUCUCCGCUGGCGGCCUCGACUACCUCGGCAACCCCUCCCUGAUCCACGCUCAGUCCAUCCUCGCCAUCUGGGCCACCCAGGUGCUCCUCAUGGGUGCCGUCGAGAGCUACCGCGUGGGUGGCCUCGAGGGCUUCCAGGAGGUUGAGGACCCCAUCUACCCCGGCGGCAACUUCGACCCCCUUGGCCUGGCUGACGACCCCGAUGCCUUCGCCGAGCUCAAGGUGAAGGAGCUCAAGAACGGCCGUCUCGCCAUGGUGUCCAUGUUCGGCUUCUUCUUCCAGGCCAUCGUCACCGGCAAGUCGCCCCUCGAGAACCUGAACGACCACUUGGCUGAGCCCUCCAUCAACAACGCCUGGGCCUAUGCCACCAGCUUCGUUCCCGUGCGACAUUGCAUCUGGUUGGCUGCACCUCUCCGUUCCAUCGGGAGCAGUUCGUCUCAGCAGCAGACCAUCAUCAGCACCACAGUUGUUGGCAGGCGUUACUCUACUUCAAACCAGCAGCGCAUUCUCGUCCCACCAGAGACGCUGCUUAUGGCGGAUCACCAGGGCGAGGAGCACGAGGCGGAUAGAAGGGGCGGGCUGGCGCACGGCUCGAAAGAGAAGAAACCGCGGCGCAAGGUGCAGUGGGACGAGGGCAAUCUGACGUACAACGAGGAGCACAAGAGCGCCACCAUGACCAUCGACGAGCCCAAGACGCCCUUCCACCAGCUCUCCCUCGACCCCGACGAAGCUGCUGCUCUCUCCCCCGUCCUGCCGCCCGUACCUGACCCUGCACACAGCAUUGCUGCCCAGGCUGACGUCAUCCAGGCCAAGCUUGCAGAGGUUGCUGCUACGUCAGCUGCUGACAGUACAUGUGACAGGGCAGAUUUCGAACGCUGGAUGCAGGAGCGUGGCCAAACACUUGACCCUGCCACCUUCCGAGCUAACGCUGGCGGGGAGGGUGAUAGCGAGGGGGGUGGUGCAUGCGAUGAGUUUGAGGAGCACAGGAGGCGGCACUAUGACGAGUUCAAGCGGGUCAAGGAGCUGCUGGCUAAGGGGGCUCUUGACGACGACGAGGAGGAGGAGGACAAGGGUGAAGGGGAGGAGGGGGGAGAGGGGAAAUCACAGAUGUCGUGA